Molecule: messenger RNA, 630 nt
Organism: Metarhizium album ARSEF 1941
Lineage: Eukaryota; Fungi; Ascomycota; Sordariomycetes; Hypocreales; Clavicipitaceae
Product: vacuolar protein-sorting-associated protein
Exons: 2
Coding region: 1-630 (209 amino acids)
Biological process (GO): protein transport to vacuole involved in ubiquitin-dependent protein catabolic process via the multivesicular body sorting pathway
Cellular component (GO): ESCRT II complex
Molecular function (GO): protein homodimerization activity; structural molecule activity
Source: RefSeq, a predicted model, not a curated record
AUGACAUCGCCAUCGCCAUCGCCAUCGCCAUCGUCCUCGCCUGCGCCCGCGCCCGCGCCCUCCCAGUCACAACUUCCAUCGCAAACCCCAAACCCAUCAUUCCGCUUUCCCCGCGAGUACCAUUUCCCCGCCUUUUUCACGCCCCAGCCAAAUCUCACCACCCACCACGCUCAGCUCACCAAAUGGUCCUCCCUCAUCCUCUCCUACACCAAGCACCACCGCCUCUUCAAGCUCUCCCUCUCAUCAGCUUCAGAGUCAGACCUCUUUACCAACCGCCGCAUCAGCCGCCGCCUGGCGCUCGCCGACAUUCGCCAGGUCAUUGACUUCAUGCGCAAGGACGGGAGAGCAGAGUACGCCGGCAGCGACAAGACCAAGGACGGAGACUUCGUCUACGUGUAUUGGAAGAAGCCCGACGAGUGGGCCGCCUUGCUCGAGGCCUACGUCCAAGAUACCGCGCAAAAGGGCAGCGUCUUGACCCUUUACGAGCUGACCGAUGGGGAGGGGACAAGAGGCACAGAACUACACGGCAUGGAUAAUGAGGUCCUGCUCAAGGCUCUCAACAUUCUUGUCAAGCGCGGCAAAGCUCAAAUAUUUGGUUCCGAAGACUCUCUCGGCGUCAAAUUCUUCUGA